AUGAGGGAGCGGAAGGCGGUGACAGAGGAGGAGGAGGAUGAGGAUGAGGCCCGGACACAGGCGGAGACGGCCAUUACUGCGACUCCACCGAGCGACCAUGUAAUUCAGCCCACAGCUCAAAGAUGUCGCCGCUGGUUCUUGGAGUAGGUGUUUGCUUGGCUGGGUGGAUCGCUCUUUAUGCGCUGCUGUGUUACACAAACAGCUCUUGUAGCUAUGAAUGGAACUGUCGGCUGGUCACACUGUUUCACGGCAUCCUCGCAGUGUGUAUAACUGCCUACAUAGGCUACAUAGAUGGACCGUGGCCUUUCACCUACCCAGGCAUGAAGAAUUCCCCUCUCCAAAUCACAGCAAUGGUGCUCAGUCUCGGCUACUUCAUCUUCGAUAUGGCCUGGUGUGUGUACUUCCAGACUGAGGGUCUGGUAAUGCUCGCCCACCACACCAUGAGCAUUCUGGGGAUUCUGCUGACCCUGUGGCUGGGUGAGUCGGGCAUCGAGUCCUGCGCCGUGAUCUUCGGCAGCGAGAUCACGAACCCUCUGCUGCAGACCCGCUGGUUCCUGAAGCACUCUGGCCGUUACAACACUUUCCUAGGAGACUUGGUGGAUAUCUUAUUCGUGCUUUUGUUUAUCAUUAUGCGAGUAUUCGUUGGUGGUGCCAUGCUGUACUGCGAGCUGAUCUCACCCAGGCCAAAGUUCAUCAUCAAGUGUGGUGGCGUGGCCAUGUACGUCCUGUCGUGGGUGUUUGUGGCUGACAUUUUCCGUUUUGCAUACCGUAAAGGCAGUGUGAAACUCCAGCACUGGAAGAGUUCAGCACAAGUAUAUGCUGAGACCAAUGGCCAAGAAAUUAAAAGGGACUAACAGGGAAGUCUGAGUUCUUUCCAACCUGGACAUCCUUUCUAUCAGUACAGACACCUUGACAGUUGGUUUUCAGAUCUAAGCUUUGUCUAACUUUGUUUACUAUUUUUUUUAUGAACAUAACUGGAGAAGAAUAUGACAAACACUGGCUUUUAUAACUGACUUACACUUUAAAUAGUAGUUAUUUUGCUUAAUUGUUUAAGAUUAUAAUUGUUUAAAUUUUUUUAAUGUUAAAUUGAUAACUUUUCUAACAAAAAAACCUAACUGGGCCCGAUCUAUUUUAGAUAGAAAUUUCAAAAGCCUGGUCCUGCUGAGUGGCUCCCAAAUCACAUCUCUCACUUGGAGCACUGAAGCAGAUCUGAUCAGGAACAGGUGGAGAAUGGUUUUAAGGUAAAAUGGGAAUGAGAUUAAAAUACUUCAAAUGAAUUCUUUAAAUAAGCCAUGGACUUCGAUGUUACACUUAGAAGACAUUUUUUUGUGUCAUGUCUUUUAUUUUUUUUUAUAGAAAUCAAUAGUUAUUCCACGAAAGCACCGAGUUGGCGAUAAGCCAUGUACGACGAGAUUGAGUGGAAUAAUUGAUUUAUUCUAUCCACAUUCACUGGAUUUUGAGAAACAGAGCAUUUUUAUUUUUUGCAAAUUUGAUAAAUAAAAACUUUUCCAAAACGUCCGACAGAAUAAUUUCCGCUUAGAAUUCUCGUAGUCGGCGUGACGUCACGAACACAUGACAACAGGCGCCAUAUUUGACUAGGUGAAAACAUGUUUUACCCAACUUUAUUAGUGUUCGGUGUUUUAGUAAGAUUUUGUUAGUUUUAGCUUAAUAUACUCGUAGAAUGUCCUACCAGUAUCAAGAUAGUUUAGCUGCUGAGGAUCUAGCUCGUUAUAAAUUGAAAAUCAGUGUUGUUGGACUGGAGUUAUGUCCGUACAAGCAAGGGUGGGACAGGUGUCAAAACAAUGGUGACUUAUGGGUUUUUAGAGACAGAUUUAUAUUAUGAAGCGUCAGCAAGUUUUCAGAAUGUUUAUUGUGGCAAAUUCACCUAUUACUGCUCAUACAUGUCAACCUUUGGUCAAUCAAACCUGUAUAACCAACCUCCAAAAUCUGUAUUUCCCUUAUAAAAUCCGUAUAAGAUGCAAAUUAAAAUAAUGUACCUAAAAUUUGAAUGAUAAUCAACAAUGAUGUAUCCCAGUUACUUUUUAUUCAAUAUUAAUAACAAUAAACCUUCAGAAUGAAUACAAAGCUCCAAUGUUUGACAAAAACACAAAGUGUUAUCAGCGUAGUUACGAAGGAAAUACUUCGUUGUUUGGAGACAGGUUUCACCGAGCGGCUAUUAUGUGCGAGACUUCAUAUUAACCACAAAGCCAGAAAAAUCUGUUCGUAAAAUUACGUUAUAAUGACCAAAUACAAUGAAAAGUAUUUUUUCAGUCUCACCUGUGAAAGGUAAUCCCAUGUGAUCUCGUUUGGAUGGUAAACCUGUUGGUACAGUUAAACGCAGCACACGAAUGAGGCAUCUUUAUUCUCGGGCGAGGAUGACGUAUGAUUUUACGCAGAAGCCGGCAUCUAUGACUUCACGGUUGGCGGGAUUCUCGCAAUGCGGUGUGCGCAUGAUCAAAAGUGGAACGAAGUCUCGCUACCACAAGAUAACGCGCGAUUUCAUAAGACUCUUUAUUGGCUGUGUGUGGUGUACAGUACGUUUGUAAAUGUUAUGCGUUCUUUUAUCAUCGUGGGAAUUGAUUAUAGCUCUAAAUAAAUAUUGAAGUUUUUUUUUUUAAAGAAUCCGUAUAACUUUAUUUAUACGCCCGUAUACUACGUUUAUUGAAUCAAAUCCGUAUAAAAUACGGACAUUCCGUAUAGGUUGACAUGUAUGACUGCUCAUUUGUCGGCAGUUAAUUCAUAAAAUAACAGAGCUGUUACUAUCACUAAAAACUCAUGUCUAUUAUAAAUCCUUUUCUUCACUUACCAUUGAUGAAAUGAUGACCACAUACAUAUGUAUAGUUAGAUUUGGGUUCCCAUAACUUUCCAUAGUUAACAGAUCCAUCAGCUCUCACUUCACACCUGUUUACAGCCCUCAACCAUUUUUCUCUCCUUUUACCCGAUAAUGGUAUCAUAUGAAACUUUAAACCUUCAUUUUUUAUUGACUUGGCUGUACAGCCUGCUACACAACACCCUUUAGGCAUGCUAAUAGCAUAAACAACUCUCAGAUUUGAACUAAAUUGCUACAAUACACAAACAGGCUUCUCCCUCCCUUUCACCUAAACCAAUAUGGCGGCUGGGUUGUCAUGGAAGUCACAUGACCAGUGACCCGGAUGUCCGACUUUGAGAAUGUAAACAAACCGGUGAAAUGACAGGAGAAAUUUGUGAAAAAUGCUAUAAAAAUAAGUUUUGUAAAAUAAAAGAGAUACUUUCUUACCAUCAAA
Neoarius graeffei (lesser salmon catfish) is the source of this 3263-nucleotide messenger RNA. RefSeq names its product TLC domain containing 5a (gene tlcd5a). Lineage: Eukaryota; Metazoa; Chordata; Actinopteri; Siluriformes; Ariidae. The transcript has 3 exons. The record is from RefSeq and is a predicted model, not a curated record. Gene Ontology annotation, cellular component: membrane. The coding region runs from base 123 to 854 and encodes 243 amino acids.